GCCUUAAGGAUUAAAAUUAAGGCUAUGAGAAACCCUGGUCGUUGUGGAAGGCAUCGGAGGCAAAAGCAUAACAUUAAAUCUGUUAUUUCAGAGUCUCAUUUACCUGAAAUCAUUAGAUUCCAACAAUGGAUGAAACAUUCUUUGCCUGGAAGGCAACAUAGUGAUUGUAAAACUCACUUAGAGCCAGCCCACUUCACAGACACUGGCAGAGGCUUAAAAUGUCUCUAUCGCAUUGAAGAAGGUGAUGUUGUUGUUUCAAUACCAUAUCAUUUGCUGAUUACAACUAAUUUAGUCUUCAGCAGUGACUUACAACCUAUUAUUGAAAGAGUUGGCAUCAUGUUCACACCACAACAGCUUCUGACGGUCUUUUUGAUUAGUGAACUAUUCAAAAAAGAACAUUCUUUCUGGCAUCCUUACAUAAGCUUACUUCCAAAUGUAUAUUUUUCUUCUGUUUAUUUUUCACCUGAAGAAAUGAAAUUACUAACCAAAAGAGCACAUUGUCUAGCUCUUGAGUAUAGAGAAAGAUUUGAAGGAGCAAGAAAAAAAAUUUUGGAAUUCAUCAACACACAUGUCCCAUGGUGUGAAGGCAAAGUGAGUCUAGAACACAUCAAAUGGGCAUGGUCAACAAUUGACACACGUUCAGUGUACCUACUGACAGAAGAACAUCCCUUACUGGUUAUUGAUCCAGAGGAAAGUCAUGUUGCUCUUGCUCCAUUGCUUGAUUUCUUAAACCACAAGGAUACAGCUCAGGUAAGGGCUGGCAUAAACCCAGGAUCCCUCAGCUAUGAGAUAAUUACAGAUGAUAAAUACAAGAAAUAUGAACAAGUGUUUAUAUCAUAUGGUCCACAUGACAAUACAAGACUUGCUAUCAAUUAUGGAUUCACUCUGCCAAAUAAUAUUCACAAUGUCUUUCAUUUUUCAUUAGAGGAUAUCAAGGCCUGUUUAAAUGUAGAUAGUGCAAGCUUGGGGAAAAAACAAGCAAUUAUUCAAGAAAAUGGAUUUGAUCUCAAUUUGUUUUGCAAUAAAGAUGGCCUGAGCUGGUCUCUGAUGGUUGCAUUAAAAAUUUUUACUAUUCCAAAAGAAUUUUUAUCUUUAUGGAAGACAAUAUCUCAUGAUGCUUCAACUUCCUCAGAGUACACUAAUCUUGCUUCUAAGUUGGCAAUAAGAUUAUUAACAGAAGCUCUUUUGAAAGUUCAACAUCAUCUACAGUAUGUGGUGAUGCAGCCGAAAUCAACACACUUUCACAUUGCAGAGAAGCUUGCAUUGGAUGAUGUACAUAUUUUACAGGCCUCUUUAAAAGUAGUUCAGUCACAAUUCAUUUCUUGAAUAACAUGGCAAUGUCUACAAGAAAAUAUAACAAAAUACAGCUUAAGGGACAUUUUUCUCAUGGUAAAAAAAAAGUUUAAUUUAUCUAAACAAGAUUUAAACCUAAAGCUUGUAGUUUAGCCUAGUAGUUUAAUGAUUUGCUUAUUUGUAAAAAUUUGUGUAAUUAUGACUGACAUUGUAAUAUAUAUUUGACAGUAAAGAAUGCCACAUUGAAAACAUUUAUUUAAAAUAAAAUUUACAAACCAUUUUGAAA
Messenger RNA from Biomphalaria glabrata, 1579 nucleotides. Its product is annotated as SET domain-containing protein 4-like. The transcript is spliced from 11 exons. The coding region runs from base 25 to 1326 and encodes 433 amino acids. Gene Ontology annotation, biological process: peptidyl-lysine monomethylation; positive regulation of transcription by RNA polymerase II; peptidyl-lysine dimethylation. Gene Ontology annotation, molecular function: protein binding; histone H3K36 methyltransferase activity; transcription coactivator activity. Lineage: Eukaryota; Metazoa; Mollusca; Gastropoda; Planorbidae. The record is from RefSeq and is a predicted model, not a curated record.